GCAAUGGCUGAGCCGGUGAAGGUGUCGGUGACGGGAGCCGCCGGGCGGGUCGCCUACUCCCUGCUGUACAGCAUUGCCAACGGAGAGGUGUACGGGAGAGAGCAGCCCAUCAUCCUGGCGCUGUUGGACAGCCCCUCGAUGGCGGAAGCAUUGGCCGGGGUGGCGAUGGAACUGCAAGACUGCGCCUUCGAACUCCUUCGAGGGGUGACGGUGACGCACAGGGAGGAAGUGGGCUUCAGGGAGGCAGAUGUUGCCCUGCUGCUCGACACGCUGCCAGCGCGGGACUGGGUGCAGCGGGCCGAUCUUCUGAAGGCCAACGCACUGAGGUCCAGAGCUCGUGGUCGCGCCUUGGACGCGUACGCCAAGAAGACGGUCAAGGUCCUGGUGGUGGGAGACUUCGCCAACACCAACUGCCUGCUCUCCAUGAUCUCCGCGCCUUCCAUCCCUCCGGAAAACUUCACCUGCCUGGCGAGGCUGGGUCGGCAGCAGGGUGUCCAACAGCGGGAAGCGGCCGUGGUCCGGGCACACAAACCCCCCAGUGCUGCAUCCGUUGCCAAAGCCAUCUGUGACCACCUGAGGGUCUGGUGGUCUGGGACGAAGCAGGGAGAGUGGGUGCCCAUGGGGGUCGUCUCCAGUCGGAAUGGCUACGGAGUUCCCGACGGGCUGGUCUACUCCUUCCCCGUCACCGUGCAGGACGGACGCUGGCAGAUAAUUCGAGGACUCCCCCUCUCCCAGCUCCUCUGGCAGCGGAUGGCACUGUCUGCUCAGGAGCUGCUCACUGAGCGGGAUAUGGCCCUGGCGUUUCUGGCAAGGAGCAGACUGUGAGGACGCGCCGGCCGGGGCGGGUUCGUGAGGAGCAGGAGAUGGAAGCCGGGGGAACCUGUGCCCGAGGGACCGCCCAGUGCCGAGAUGCCCACGCCCGGUAACCCUCCGGCCCAUGCCCACCAGCGACACAUGGUGAUUGAGGUGGGCGGCCAGAGGAUCUCGCUCGCUCGGCAGGAGCAGUGGCUGGUCAGUCUCCUGGAAUGAGACUCAUCAUCUCCAUCGCAAUGAGGGGAGGGUGGGGAGAGCGAGAGCGAGACACGGACGGCCUGUUGGUGUAGCCCGGGGCGCGUUUUGUCGACGGUGCAAACUGCAGCCACUGUGGUGGUGGGGGCGGGCGGUGUUUCGGAGGGUGGAUGGGGUGCCGAUCGGGCGGGCUGCUUUCUCCUGCACGGCGUCGAGCUCCUCGAGGGUUGUUGGAGCUGCGGCUUUUGUGAUGCAGGUUUAAUUUUGGCCGGACAGUAUUAAACACCAGAGACUCUGCGGAUGCUGGAAACCCAGAGCGACACACGCGAGAUGCUGGAGGAACUCAGCAGGCCUGGCAGCGUCUCCCCGAGGCCCCCUGUUGGCCACGGUUAAUCAUGGACGUUGUGUCCCGACUGUCUAGAUACACAGGCCAGGGCAGUACGACAUGGAGAGCAAGCUGUUGCCCAUGUAGCAAGCUCCCCCCUCUCCACCGAUACAGUUUGGCACCAGUCAGUGUUGAACUCGACAUGGGGCUGCCUCAGGGACUCCAGCUCCGGAUUUUUCCCUCAGAGUUCACUCCCAGAGUCGUCCUCGUGAGUGUGUACAGCCGCAAGGCAGCGGAGGUUUGAGAUCGGAGGUGUCCUUCUCCCAGACGAGCUGCCGACCAUGGGCUGACGAGCCCCUUCUGCCCGAAGUGACCGGUUUUAAGGUGCCGGUAACUCACCUUCGCCCCUUCUCCUGUCAGUGGAAAUGGUUCCACCGGGCCGCAUGAGAAGGCCGGGAGCUGGGCUUGGUUGUCAGGGGUUGUGCUGCACACCAUCAGGAGCAUUUAAUAGGUUGUGGGAGCUGGUCCCCAUUACCAGCCCAGCUCUAACACCUUUAAGGAACCAGGCAGCAUCUGUGGAGGGGAAUAAGCAGUUGACGUCUCAGGCCGAGACUAAAACUGGCCCCGGAUGCAGGAGAGAUCUGUUCUGACUGACUAGUGGGCUGGAUUAGGGUCCAAAUUGUCAUUCUUACAGAGAUUUCCUGUGUCGUUUUACCUUUCUGCAUGCUUAUUUUUGAUCUUUGUAUAGUUGUCUGUAAACUCUUAGUAAGUUCUGUUUUUGCUUCGAGUCUGCUGUGGUUUCUUUGCCCCAGAGCCGAGAUAAUUUAGUGCCUGCUAAACUGGUUUCUCAUCUAAACUGGGCCAGAGGUGUUUACAGAGUAAAAUCAAACCGUGUGUUCGCGUUCCUUGUUUGUAGCCGCGAACACCUUGUUACAGAGUUAAUUCCAGUUUUCAUUCCCAUGUCGGUCCACGGCCUCUGCUGCAGCAGUGAGGCCUCUCAGGCUGGAGGGGGGUAACGCCUCAUACUCCGUCUGGGUAGCCUCCAACACGGUGGCACGAACGUCAAUUUUUCCCCAAUUUCUGGUAAUCUCUCCCCCCCCCCCCCCACCUGCCUAUCACCUCCUGUCAGGUCGCUGGAGCAGGGAUCCAACCGCAGACCCAGUACUGUGCACACAGCGAUAUUGAUGGAGUAGCAAAUCUCAAGGUGCUAACAAAGUCGGCGUCAGAGUUCAGGCAGAAAUCAAAACGUCCAGAGAAAUCCAAAAACCAGAAUCGGGAAACAGGCAGAGUCGAUAUUCAGGCAGACAGAGUACAGAUACGAAUGCUGGAAAGGCUCGGGAAAACUCACGGGCACAAUCUGGCAACAAUCAGGUGAAAACACAGGA
Messenger RNA from Mobula hypostoma (lesser devil ray), 2718 nucleotides. Its product is annotated as malate dehydrogenase, cytoplasmic-like. Gene Ontology annotation, cellular component: cytosol; mitochondrion. The record is from RefSeq and is a predicted model, not a curated record. Gene Ontology annotation, molecular function: L-malate dehydrogenase (NAD+) activity. The transcript has 9 exons. The coding region runs from base 4 to 825 and encodes 273 amino acids. Lineage: Eukaryota; Metazoa; Chordata; Chondrichthyes; Myliobatiformes; Myliobatidae. Gene Ontology annotation, biological process: oxaloacetate metabolic process; malate metabolic process; tricarboxylic acid cycle.